CCCACCCGCUCCUACCAAAGCUGCUCUCAUCAACCUCUGCCUCCGCGACACGACGAGCAAGAGGAAAACCCGGACACGCCUCCCUCCACCGACUUCAUCUCUCUCACCAUGCUGCGCGCGGCGGGGAAGAGGCUGCUGAUCGGCGCGGCGACAACCCGCCCGUUCGCCGGCGCCGGAGGCUCCUCCUCCUCCGCGGCGGCGCCCGCUGUAGCGGCGAGGCGGGGGUACCACGAGCGGGUGGUGGACCACUACAGCAACCCGCGCAACGUCGGGGCGUUCGACAAGGAGGACGCGGACGUCGGCACGGGCCUCGUCGGCGCGCCGGCCUGCGGGGACGUCAUGAAGAUGCAGAUCCGCGUCGACCAGGCAUCCGGCAGGAUCGUCGACGCAUGCUUCAAGACCUUCGGCUGCGGCUCCGCCAUCGCCUCUUCCUCCGUCGCCACCGAGUGGGUGAAGGGAAAGCAAAUGGAAGAAGUGGUAGCGAUCAAGAACACAGAGAUCGCCAAGCAUCUGUCCCUGCCACCAGUGAAGCUCCACUGCAGCAUGCUCGCCGAGGACGCCAUCAAGGCCGCCGUGAAGGAUUACGAGGCAAAGAAGGGGAAGUCGGCCAAGGCUGACGAGUAG
Lolium rigidum is the source of this 624-nucleotide messenger RNA. RefSeq names its product iron-sulfur cluster assembly protein 1-like. Gene Ontology annotation, molecular function: 2 iron, 2 sulfur cluster binding; ferrous iron binding. Bases 109 to 624 code for a protein of 171 amino acids. NCBI's taxonomy places the organism in Eukaryota, Viridiplantae, Streptophyta, Magnoliopsida, Poales, Poaceae. The record is from RefSeq and is a predicted model, not a curated record. Gene Ontology annotation, cellular component: mitochondrial matrix; cytoplasm. The transcript has 3 exons. Gene Ontology annotation, biological process: iron-sulfur cluster assembly; intracellular iron ion homeostasis.